Rhipicephalus sanguineus (brown dog tick) is the source of this 941-nucleotide messenger RNA. RefSeq lists its product as uncharacterized. Lineage: Eukaryota; Metazoa; Arthropoda; Arachnida; Ixodida; Ixodidae. Bases 1 to 456 code for a protein of 151 amino acids. The transcript is spliced from 3 exons. The record is from RefSeq and is a predicted model, not a curated record.
AUGGUUGCAAAAAGGUCCAAGCUUGUUGUGCUGGCGGUACUGGUGUACUUGGCAACGUCGCUUUGCUACGUAUCGUGCAGAUCACUUCAUUCCAGCGAGUCCUUUCUGCCAAAAUUGCGGAUAGCAAGGACGCUGUACGGAACUCCGGAGGAAAAGUUCUUCCAGUUCAUGGCCUACAAAAAGCUGAAGAUAGCUGUGAAGAUGCAGAAGAUAGAAUGUUACAAGAGGUCUUUCUGCCAAGUUUCGCGUGCCUUGGGUAUGAGCUCCUCCAAGACGUCAUUCGUCGGCAGAUUCAUGGGUGGCGUUGCGGAACUCCCCGACUCCUUCUUGGGAGCGAUUGGAAAGGGAUGGAUUGGCCAAAACUGCACUCAGGCUUACAGGUCCUGCGACCGAGCCAAGGACUACGUCCGGCGCAUUGUAGACGCCGUCUUGAACACAAAACCUAGCGUGGAAUGAACACCGAGAGUGUAGUGACUUGUUGAAAGCUCCUUUAUUUAUACAAUGCGGACGAGAUAUAUGGCUCAAGAGGAAGCAUCCUUCGGCGCCUUCGCUACCGGUUCCAGCAGAGCUGCCCCGUGACGACUCCCCAAGCGGGACUCGGGAGACCUCCGUAUGCAGAUACUAGUGUUGCGAGAGCAUGCUUACUGUUCUUAACAUUGCAGUGCAUUAAUAAAUGACACGUUUUUGAGCUCUGAAUUUUGUGUGUGGAUACAUGUGAGCAAACGAAGAAAAAUUUACCACAGUUCCACCCAGUGUGAAAUCUGCAGAAACAGCAGAGCUACGGUGCUCAUGUGUUUCCCUUGCAAUUAUGUUUGGAUGUCUGUGAUUAUACGUUAUUUGUAGAGUGGAGAUGUACGGGAAAGGAUGUGUGGCAGCCCCUGCCACACCCGCCCUGCUACAGGGAACUUAGGCCUUAUACACGCUCGAGCCGCCCUUCACCG